AUAUAAACCGUGAAGGGUAGAUUCGUAUUCGCAGAGCAAGGUUUCCCGUUGUCGAAGAAACAACCGUGCCUGUCGCAGGUUAUCGCUGACAAAGUUCUACCAGGUCCACUCGAUAAGGGAGUAUCUCGAUCCUCUCAAGAUUUGAAAAAGCAGCUCUCAAGGAUGCAGCAAGGCAUCGUAUCAUUCUACAUACUGUUGAUCGUCGCGGGUCUUUUUCUAUCGACGAAUGCUGCGCCACAACAAGGUUACUGGAGUCAAUUCGACGAAGAAGAUCCGGAAGCGCUAAUGGAAAUAAUUCGGCUCGGUCACACUAUGAUCCGCAAUCCGGAGCUGGAAAAUAACAAACGAGGACUGGAUCUAGGUUUGAGUCGCGGGUUCAGCGGGUCUCAAGCGGCGAAACAUUUAAUGGGAUUAGCAGCGGCGAAUUAUGCCGGAGGUCCUGGUCGACGACGUCGUUCCGAACAGCCCUAGAUGAAAAAACACCGGUUCGCUUGAUCGAUGUCAUUUCGAUCUCAAGCUUUAACAUCAUGAAUGUUUACUUACAACACGAAUUCGUUCGUUCGUUCAUUCGUUUCCCUGUCUUUAGCCUCUGCCGCAGAACGAAAUUACGAUCCGGUGAAUUUCAGUUACUUUAGUCUCUGCAAAUUAGCAAAACACAUCUAAAUUAAAUCGUUCGUACUUGCGAUCAAUCAUUUCUAUCUCACAUUCCCAUACUUUUUCCUACGUGUCUUAUUUCUUUAAAGCGUCGAGUAGGAUGUCAGAUCGGUUACAAUCUAGUCAUUGUUCUAGUCAUAAAGUUAUGCCACUCGUAUUUGUGUAUGUAUUCGCGCGUUUAUAAGCACGCAUACGAAUUUCUGAAAUGAAUAGUAAAAUAACACGACAGAGCUACUAUUCACGAUCCAGUGUAAUUAAUUCCGAGCAUUGGAAUAUAUAUCAACUGUUAUUAUCGGAAGCUUACAAGUUUAAAUCUCUAAUUACAGAUCGAUUCUAUAAUUUAUCCUUGAAUUUAUUAGCUUUCAAUCGUGCCUCUCGUAGAGUCAACGAACAGCGACAAUUUACACCAGUCUUCACUUAAUAUUCUAUGCGAAAAUAGUCUCAUUCGCCAGGGGCGUUAUUUUUGUAUUAGCAAACUGACAUCGAUGUCUAUUGCUCGUCUAGCUUAAUACUUGUGCAUUAUGUUUAUUUAUUUUCUUCCUAACUAAAUACAUCGAUUGUACUUUUGAACGAAUGCCAUUCGUUUCAACUAUCGGCGUGUGAACACGCCGUUUUAUGUAAAAUUAAACGAAAAUAAAUCCAAUACAUGUAUCCUGCGUUUCUGCAUACCUCUACUAUUAUCUUCUUUUUAUCCUAUUUCUUUAUUCCUCCUUCUCUCCCCUCCCGCUUUUUUUUUAUUGCAAACGAACGAAUUCAAAGAUACCGAUCACCUGGUAACCAAAACGUACUAGUGUUUGUAGUGUUUUUACAUUAGCAUUGUAUUAGUUGUAUCGUAUUAUUACCUAUAUAUUAUUAUAUUAGUGUUAUAUUAGUUAUGUUACAAAUUAUUAUAUCAAUGCUGUAUUAGUUAUAUUAUUUACAAUAGUACGAUAUUGUAAAUAAAUUGGUACAUGAA
This is a messenger RNA of Frieseomelitta varia, 1609 nucleotides long. It is a transcript of the gene Dh31, whose product is annotated as diuretic hormone class 2. Bases 163 to 471 code for a protein of 102 amino acids. The record is from RefSeq and is a predicted model, not a curated record. Gene Ontology annotation, molecular function: G protein-coupled receptor binding; diuretic hormone activity. Gene Ontology annotation, biological process: body fluid secretion. Lineage: Eukaryota; Metazoa; Arthropoda; Insecta; Hymenoptera; Apidae. The transcript is spliced from 4 exons.